AUGGCAGUCAGUUUAUUUCCUCUUCUUGUUGUUACUACCUUAUACUGGUAUUAUGUAAACGAAGCAUAUGCUCGUAUUACUGCUUUCAUUCCGUUAAAGACUUUAAAAGAAGAAGAAAACAUCGAAAACUCAUCUUUCGCGCCUUCAACCUCUAAUUCUCCAAAACCUUCUGAUAACGAGUCCUCUCAAAUUACUUUCCCUAAUACUGAUAAAGGUAAAAUGAACUCUCUAUCAGAUAUGGAAAUUUAUCGUGCGGCUCCAGACUUGUACACAGAUUAUAUUCAACCACCCAUGACCUUAUACGAUGGUGUACUCAACACUGGAAUGCGGGAGUUUGGCGCCCCAGCAUUAGUGGGAAAACUCCCUUGGUUAUGGCUUCCAGUUAAAAGAGACAAAACUAAUGAAGUAAAUAAGCCUGGAUUUUUCCAUCGUUUAUUGGGUUUAAAUAAGAGUAAUCAGUCGAUUGCUGACGAAGAACGUGAACCAUUAUUAAGUGAAUCGAUUGAAUCAGAAGCUGAUCAUAGAGCUUAG
Molecule: messenger RNA, 531 nt
Organism: Racocetra fulgida
Lineage: Eukaryota; Fungi; Glomeromycota; Glomeromycetes; Diversisporales; Gigasporaceae
Source: the annotation of a GenBank genome assembly